AUCUAAUUUUAGAAUUCAAGCUUUUCUCUCCUUCCUACCAAACACUUUGCCCAGCUCCUAUUGUCCGCCGGGUACCCCCCUAAUCUCUGUCUUCUUUCCUCUUUCAAUAUCAUAACUUUCCUAUCCCUAAUUGCUUCAUACUAUCAGCACAUGCUGUAGUUGCCUGAUCAAAAUUUUAAGGUAUAUACAACGCAUAAUCUCGAGUCAAACAAACAAACCAUGGGAGAAAUUUUGGCACUUUCACACUCUGCUACACGGCUUCCUCAUUCGCGGGCCCAAGCUUGGUGCCAAAGCCACUAUUCUCUUGAUCACUAUGAACUGCCCUCAUCUUUGCGUGUUCGGGCCAAGUCACCCACAUUGUUCCCGCGUUGUUACACUCGUAAAAACGGGUUCAUGUGGGGGCUCAGUUCUGGCAGUGCCUCCAAUUUUAAGGUUCCAACCACCUUUGCUGCUGGUGGCGCCGGAGGCGGCCCUAGUGGGGGCCACGGUGGCAAUAACGGUGGUGGUGGUAGAGAAGAGGGAUCAGAAGAUGGAAAGGAGGAGCCUAACGAAAGGAAACCAGGCCUAACCAUGGCACAGAAGUUGACACUGGGGUUUGCUUUCUUGGUGGGAGCUGGGGGCGCGGUGGGGUAUUUGAAGAGUGGGAGCACGAAAUCAUUGAUCGCUGGGGGAGUUUCAGCCUCACUUCUCUAUUGCGUCUUCACCAUGCUCCCAACAAACCCCGUUCUUGCAUCGUCCGUGGGCUUCGCCAUCUCUGCCGGGCUUCUGGGCGUGAUGGGCCCGCGGUUUAUGGCGUCCAAGAAGGUCUUCCCUGCUGGCAUUGUCUCCUUGGUUUCUCUUGUCAUGACCGGUGGUUAUUUACAUGGAAUCUUUCGCAGCUUGCAUUAGAAUCGAUGAUGGGCGGAUCUUCUUCUCCUUGCUGAAACUGUGUUGUUAUUAGUUAUUUGUGCCAAUAGUUCUGGCUGUUCUGCGUACAAACACUCUCCCUUUACCCUUCUCUCCGUGAGAUUUUAUUGGGUUUGUUCUAUACUUUUUUUCCGGAGUCUUAAGAAGAGAAAAAUCAUACUAGUAUUUAUAAAUCAUCCUAUAUAAAAAAUUUGUAAAAUAAAAAGUGAUUUGGCUA
Molecule: messenger RNA, 1123 nt
Organism: Cuscuta campestris
Lineage: Eukaryota; Viridiplantae; Streptophyta; Magnoliopsida; Solanales; Convolvulaceae
Source: the annotation of a GenBank genome assembly